Messenger RNA from Seminavis robusta, 1089 nucleotides. Lineage: Eukaryota; Bacillariophyta; Bacillariophyceae; Naviculales; Naviculaceae. The record is from the annotation of a GenBank genome assembly.
AUGGCGUUGCUCGGCCUCCUGGGACUAAGUUUUCAACGGAACAAUCUAAAUGACUACGUGAGUGCGACCUCAAGGAUGGCUUCGACGAUAGAGUCUUCUCCAGCAAGACAAGAAGACAAGGGUGUUGACUACCAACCUUCGAAGAUUGAGCAGUACAUCAUUUCACACAUGGCUGCACUGGGAUUAGAUAAGAAAGCACCCGAACUCGUCUCAACCUGUCAUUUGUGGAACCAACAUAAUUCUACACCAUAUCACAAGGAAAUGCAUGAAUUUGUGGCCAAUCUCGAAGAAUACUACAAGAGGAUUAACGAGUUCUCGAUGAAUGUAACAGAUCUGCGACAGCAUUUCGACAACAGCCGCAAUGAUAUUUGCGACACUCUCGAGCUCCACAAAGAGGGACUUCCAGCUCUCUUUCCCAACAAUAAGCUAUCUUAUACCAGGGCUGGUUGGGUGGAACCCCUGUUGCCACCGCAAAGACAUCCUAAUUGGUGUAUCGACGGGACACAAAACAGUUUGGCAAGCAUUGAAUACCUCAUUCAUGACUUUGGCCAAAUGUGCCGCCAACUAAAACCAAACUCUCGGACAGUCUUGUUUGACAUGGGGGCUAGCCUUAUGUUUAGCACAAAGUGGCCUUCACCCGUUUUGGCUCUCGUUGCUUUGUUUCGCAAGUUCGGCAUCCCCUUUGAUCAUAUCUAUGCCUACGAAAUGACAAAACAGGACCCCCAGAAGGUUUUUGAAAUGGUCCCAGACCACAUGAGUGCUGCGUAUCACUGGAUCAAUGUUGGAGUGGACCCCGAUCCACAAAGCAAAAACAAUCCUUUCAACCUGCUCCUGGAUAAUUUUAACGAGGACGAUCUUGUCAUUGUCAAACUUGACAUUGACACGCCGUGGAUUGAGCAAAAGCUGGCUCAUCAGCUACUCGCCGAUGACCGACUCUUGCGUAUUAUUGAUCAUUUCUACUUUGAGCACCAUGUGAACCAAAAGGAACUGGCCCCGUAUUGGGGAAGAAUGGGAGAGACUGUGGAGGAAUCCUUGACGCUCUUUCAGGAGCUCCGUAAGAAAGGAGUGGCAAGUCACUUCUGGACCUAG